This is a messenger RNA of Alligator sinensis (Chinese alligator), 6886 nucleotides long. It is a transcript of the gene TBC1D32, whose product is annotated as TBC1 domain family member 32. The transcript is spliced from 33 exons. The record is from RefSeq and is a predicted model, not a curated record. Bases 34 to 3903 code for a protein of 1289 amino acids. Gene Ontology annotation, biological process: non-motile cilium assembly. NCBI's taxonomy places the organism in Eukaryota, Metazoa, Chordata, Crocodylia, Alligatoridae.
GCUGCUGUCGCCGCCUCUCUCGACGUUUCCCGGAUGUCGCGCGACCGGCGCCACCCGUUGCUAGGCACUACGCGGAGCAGAGCUCCGGGUUGUCGCCGCCGACGCCGCAAGAUGUCUCAUUUCACAUGUGAGGAUGAAGCUGUCUUGCAAUCCAUGCUCAGACAGUUGCUGCACAGUGUAAAGGAAAAAAUUGCAGGAGCACCAUCGGUAGAAUGUGCAGAAGAGAUUCUUUUACAUUUGGAGGAAACCGACGAAAAUUUUCACAACUAUGAGUUUGUGAAAUAUCUUCGACAAUACAUAAGUAACACACUAAGCUCUGUGAUUGAAGAUGAAACUGAAAAAUGUACCUCUGCUCAAAAUCAGGGUGAGGUAUCUGGCUAUGACACUCUUGUCCAACAUGUUACCAAGAAGACUCGAGAAUCAAAAGAGUACAGAGAAAUGAUACAUUCUUUGAAGAAUGUUAUGAUGGUAGUGGUAGAAUCUCUGAUUAACAAAUUUGAAGAAGAUCAGAUGCGAAAUAAGGAGAUGCAUAGCAAAACCAAGAAAGAGCAACCUACUGGUUAUUAUACAGACAACUGCUCUGAUAGUGACUCUUCAUUUAAUCAGAGCUAUACUUUCAUGAAUCAAGAGCAGUUACAGCUACUUGUAGAAAGGCUUGACCCUGCUCAGCCUAUUGAGGUGCGUCAGGAAGCAUUGCAGACAUUGUGCUCUGCCCCUCCAUCUGAUAUACUAAAUUCUGAGAGUUGGCCUAAUUUACGGAAACAUCUAACAAUGUCUCUAUCGGAUCCUGAUUCCACGUUCAGUGACAAAAUUUUGAGAUUCUAUGCGAAGGGCUUUUCAUCAUGUCCACUUAGUAUGACAAGGGAAGUCUACACAAGUUUAGCAAAACAUUUAGAGUUGUACUUUCUUUCUAGAGAAAAUCAUGUUCAUACUAUUUCAGCUGGUAUAGAUGUAACUAAUCCAGACAUAAUUCGUUUACUUAAAAAGGUGCGUCUUUUAAAUGAAUACCAGAAAGAGGCUCCAUCUUUUUGGAUACGUCAUCCAGAAAAGUAUAUGGAGGAAAUAGUGGAGAGUACCUUAUCGCUGUUGUCAAUAAGACAUGAGCAAAACUGCCUUGUCUCUCUAGAGCUUUUGGAUCCAGUAUACUUUCUGGCUAUGCUUGAUAUCAAAGCUGUUUGGUUUAAAAAAUGGAUGCAUGCAUAUUAUAGCAGAACUGUGGUGCUUCGACUCCUUGAAAAGAAAUAUAAACUUCUGAUUAAUGCAGCUGUUCAACAGUGUAUUUAUUACUUUGAAUCAUGGGAGUCAGCAGUUGAUGGAACUUCAAGGGUUAAUGCUUUUCCCCAGCAGUAUAGCAAUAAACAGAAGACUUUCUACACAGGACAAGAAUUACAGUACAUCUAUUUUGUUCAUUCACUGUGCCUCUUAGGAAGAUUGUUGAUAUAUAAACAAGGCAGAAACUUAUUUCCUGUUCAGCUGGAAAACAGAAAAGACUUUAUAUCUGUAACAGACUUGUUGGUAUUGUUUAUUCGACUUAUUUAUUGCUCUCCAACUUGUCCAAAGACAACUCUGACUGUGCACACAGGUGACUAUUCUCCUGCUGGCCUUGUUACGGAGGUGCUACAAGUUCUGUGUGACCAAACAGAAUGUGCUAGAGAAUGUUUAUAUACUAGUGAAGUGACAGAUGCCCUACUUCAUCCUAUUCAUAAUGUACUUGAUGGAACAGAGAUCAAACAGAUGUAUAUAAGUUGCCCUGAGACCACAUUAAUGCAUAUAGCUGACAUUUUAGCAAGGAUUGCAAAUGUAGAAGAUGGUCUUUCUUUUCUUCUUUAUGGAGGAAAAGCAAAUUCUACCAAACAGGAUAGCCUUGCCGCAGUUCAUACAAUUGUUCAGUUUACAAAGGAACUUCUUGAUGACAACAUUUCUCUCUUUUCUGGAUCUGACCUGUUACCAGUCCUUAAAGGAGCUUUCAUUUUUGUAUGCCGUCAGAUAUACAGUACCUGUGAAGGUCUGCAGGUACUGAUUCCUUAUGGUUUGCAUGAAUCCAUUGCUGAGGCUUGGAAAAAGACAAGUUUGUUUGCAGAAAGAAUUCCAACUCCUGUAGCUAGUGCAGAUUUCCUUUCCUCGGUAAAUCAAGAGUCUCAGAAUAUUAUGGUAUGGGAAGAAACUUUGUUAGAUGAUUUGCUAAACUUUGCGUCUACUCCAAAAGGACUACUUCUGCUGCAGAAAACGGGCACCAUAAAUGAAUGUGCAAGCUUUAUGUUCAGCAGAUUGUCAAAAAAAUUCCAGGUGAAUGGAUGUGAACAAUUUGGUUAUGGAGUGAUUGUUACACAAAUGGCAGCAACAUCUCCAGGUGCGGUAGCUCUGGAGAGCUCAGGAUAUAUAAAAGCACUUUUAACAGAAUUGUGGGCUGUUCUGGAAUGUGGAAGGGAUGAUGUUAGGAUAAGUCGUCCAAAAUCUACUCCAGUAGAUCCCAUUGACCGGAGCUGCCAAAAGUCUUUUCUAGCUCUGGUAAACUUGCUAUCCUAUCCUGCUAUUUAUGAGCUCAUAGGUAACCAGGAUAUACCAAAUAAACCUGAAUAUUCUCUCCGUGAAAUUCCUACAAGUAUUAUAGAUAUCAUUGACAGACUUAUAAUUUUGAGUUCAGAAGCUAAAAUUCACUCUUUAUUCAAUUAUGAACAGUCUCAUAUCUUUGGUCUAAGAGAUUUUAUAAUUGAUGGUCUUUCUGUAGAGAGAAACCAUGUUCUCGUUAGGAUGAAUCUCAUUGGAGGACCACUGGAACGGAUUUUACCUCCAAGAAUACUAGAUAAGGGUAGUGAUCCAUAUCCCUGGCCAAUGUUUUCAUCAUAUCCUUUGCCAAGAUGCUACCUUAAAGAAAUUCCUAAGAAAACUGAUGUCAGACAAGAUAGUAAUCUCAACAAGUUGUUGUCAUCUUUAAAAAAUCCAGAUAAGCAGACAGGAUGGACAGAGAAUUGUAGAAAACAGUUUUGCAAAAUUAUGAAAUCCAAACCUGAUCUCAUCAGUGGAACCAUUUUGGCAGAAUUAAUUGAAAAGUUUGUGUUGCAUCUUUAUGAAAGCCCAUCAGAAUGUUACUUCAGCUCUGGAGUCAAUAAAGCUGCUGAUGCAAAUGUGAAGAAUGAAAGCCUUUUAUCUGUGCAGCAACUUGGCAUUAAAAUGACAGUCAGGUAUGGAAAAUAUUUAAAUUUAUUGAAAGACAACGCAGAAAAUGAUCUAUGUUUGGUGUUAAAGCAUUCUGAGAAAUUUCUAAAGGAGCAGAAAACAACUAUAAAGUCCUCACUUCGCCGUCUGCAGGGACAUUAUGCUGGCCAUGACUGGUUUGCAUCAUCUGUAUUCCUCAUAAUGUUAGGAGACAGAGAAAAAACAUUAACAUUUCUUCAGCAGUUCUCCCAUCUUCUCAUCUCAGCAUUUCUCUGGCUGCCAAGACUACAUAUGUCUAUACACCUAGCUAUUGAUACAGCAGAAUCUGGAAUCCAUCCAGUUUAUUUUUGCAGUGCUCACUACAUUGAGAUGUUGCUGAAGGCCGAGUUGCCACUUGUCUUUUCAGCUUUCCACAUGUCUGGUUUCACUCCAUCACAGAUUUGUCAGCAAUGGCUAACUCAGUGCUUCUGGAAUUACAUGGACUGGAGUGAGAUCUGUCAUUAUAUUGCCACAUGUAUUUUUCUGGGUCCUGAUUAUCAGAUAUAUAUGUGUAUAUCUGUGUUCAGACAUCUACAGCAAGAUAUUCUGCAGCACACCCAGACACAAGAUCUCCAGGUUUUUCUCAAAGAAGAACCACUCCAUGGAUUUCGAGUGGCUGAUUACUUAGAGUACAUGGAAAGUUUGGAGCCAAUCUACAGGCCAGUUCUCCUGGGAGAGAUGAGAAGCAUUAAAGUACAUAGCACAUAAAUCAAGUGAACAAGUGUUUUAUUCUCAAGUUUUAGUCAUGUUUUAAAGAGAUGCUGAUUGUUAUAUAUCAGUCUACAUAAAAAUUCAUGCUUUGUAAAUGUGCAUACUGUAAAAUCAAUAAUGAGGUUUUUCAGAAUAUAGGGGUUUUUUAUAAAUGGACAUCCUCCAGAUAAGAUGGCCUAAAAAUAACGUAUUUUUCCAGCCAGGCUAUAUAUUCAGCCUUGUUUUCAUUUUGCAGAAGAUUGCUUCAGAGUCUGCCCUCAGAUUGUUUAGGAGCCUUAAUUGUGUUAUCUGGAAACUGUUCUCAAACAUUUAAUUUUGGUCACCUCCUAUUUGCACCAUCCUACUUUUAAAACUUUUAAAUUCUGAACAGGUCUGGCACUAAACAGUGGAACUGAGAGUAAUCACUUGAGUGGCUUGUAUUUAUGUGAAUGAGCAAAGGCAGAGCAGCUUUCUGAUAUGCAGCUGAUCUGACCUUGCAGUUAAAACGAAAAGGAGAAAAAGGUAUGUGCAGUGCAGGUCAAUGCCCUGUAUCACUUGCAGAAUAAAGGACUGAUACUCUUAUCAGCCAUAUUGAUUUUUUAAAAUCCCUCUAAAGCAGAAAUGUAUAUUUUAUAAUUGUACAUGUAAUGUAUAGUCUCAGAAUGCCUAAAUGAACAAACAGCUACUAUGUUAUAUAUUGAUCAGGACAGUUAUUGUAUUAACUGGUUUGAUUCAUAUGUAUUACCAUUCUAUAAAAUAUUUUGCCAGUAAAAAGAAGGAUAGUUUUGACGUAAAAAUGCUGAAUACCUCUUUACCUGAACUGGAGUCAGCUGCAGGAAGUCUACCGAAGGGGUUGUAUUUGACACUAAGUUUUGAAAUUAUUGAUACAUAUAUGUUUUUAUACAUCAAUUGAUUACAAAAUACUGAAAUGUGCAUUUCAGUGCAUAUGAGCCUUGUUUUCCAACAAAAAAGUUUAAAAAUGGACAUAUCCAAACCAUUUGGUUAUAUAGCAUUUAUAGAAAAUGAAAGCCAAAAUAUAUUUUGAAAGCAAAUAUUUAUAGAUAUUUUCUUACUCUGAUUCUGUUUGUUGAUGACCUCAAACAGUUAAAUUAUUGACCUAAAAACUGCGGUUUAUAGGACUAAUUUUAUUACUGUAUUCCCUAUGGUGCUGCUAUAACACUAUAUAAAUCUAUAAAGAAAAUUCAGCAAGUACACUUGGUACACUGUACUCUACCCUAACUGCUAUGAUCUUAACAAAGGCCCCCUAAAGAUGGCUCAGAAGGCACACAGUCUACUUUCAAAAUGCAUUUUCCAAAGUUGUUUCCCAGUAAAUAUAAGGUUAUGUUUCAAUUUCUCUCUGUUAUAUUGGUGAAUUACUGCAUUUGGUGCAAAGAACCUUGUUAUACUUUAUUACUUUAAAAAAAAUUUGCAGCACAAUAAUUGAAAAAAACAGGAAAAAAGGCAAUAGUUUUAAAUUGCUUUUUGCCUUUCUUGAUUGGAAUCCGAGGAAAGAUGAAGCAGAUAAAUAUUUAUACUUCGGAACACUGAAUCCAACCUGUGCUCUGUGACCAAGUUUUAUCUCAUUAAAAGUCAUUUGACUACAUACACAAUUACUUGGUUGAUAACAAUGUUAAACUAUGCUAAUUCUUGCUAGUCUGUAUGAUCUUAAUUUUGUAUCGUAUUAUAUAUACUCCAGAUCUUUUGACUCAAAAACAGAUGUGAUUGGGGUUUUUUUGUUUUCCUUGAUUUUUAAAAUUGAAGUACCUUGUACUUUAAAUAACCUCAUAAAUAUUACUGAAGCUGUAUGAGCGAUCAUAUACAAAUUGUCCAUUAUGAGCUGCUACCAAUUUAAAAUAUCUCAACCUUGAAGACCAAAGGUUACUUGACAAGGGUUAUUUUGCAUGGAAUUGUAAAGCAAGGAAACAUUCUGUCCCAGUUGCUCAUAUCCAGGAUGCUGCCCAGCCACUGCAAGUAUCAGAAGAAAAAGAGCAUCGCUCAGCUGUUCCAGAGUUUGGGGGAAUUUGUAUAGACUGUCUAGCAACAGUCAGUGCUCCAGUCUUCUGGAAAUAGACUACUUAUAUGUCUGUACAGCAAAAUGAAGGUGUGAUUGUAUUUUGGGUAGGGGCACGCGUGCUAUCUUUAAUGUAGCUAGCCUGGAUAACUAUUGCAGUGAAAACUAGACACAGCAGAGAGACACUUUCAAGGGGUUAGCAACCAGAGUAGAUGCCCUCCAAGAACUCGAUUUGUGUAUUCUGCUCAAGUCUGUGUUUCUGCAUUUUAGCUACUUCUUAUCCAUAAUAUCUAGAUUAUAAAUAGAAUGGAUACAACUAGCCAAGCUAUAAUCAACCCGUUAUUUUGCAGCACAGACCCGCUCCACGUAGGUUACAUCCACAGUUUGCCUGAGGUUAGUGUCUCUUGUUUCUGUUCCUCCUCAUCUUCUUCAUUGAAAAAGACUGAAUUCAGUUAAGUUUUACCCCAGUGUGCUACAAGAGAAAUGGUUCUAAUUCUGUGCUUUUACUAGUAUACAUAUCUGCAAUGAACACCAAUUAGUAUUCACCAAUUUUUAAUAAAUAGUGAUAUCUAAGAAUAAUUUUUGUUUGUAGUUAAAACAAGACGUGAUUCCAAUUGGUAAAGGCUGACUUGUCAAAGACCAGGAAAUGAAUAAAUGUUUAUAAAAGAUGAACACUGAGUAGAUUUCUUUUUACUUUAUACAUUUGCAGGCAGAGACAAACAAUAAACUGACACUUUACAUUUCUAAAUUUAAUAUUAAACUCCAGAUUCAAUAUUUUGCAUUUUGUUCCAGUUUUCCUUCCUCUGCCAAACUACUUGUUAAAUUGUAAGUAGUGAUAUACUUUCUUUCUUAAACUUACUAGCCUCGCAAAAUUGUUCCCACCUUUUGCAGAACAAAGGAGGAAGGCAUGUGUGAUCUCUGCCACAGUCAUUUAUGUAACAUUGUAACUCCGAGCAUUUGUAUGUGUGUUCUUUUUCAUUAAAAAGAACU